UUCUUCCCGCGGUUCAGUCAGAGAGGCGGCGCGCGCGAUCCGUCACGGAGGCUCGUGCACGAGCAUUAACCUGUCAAGAGGCAACACCUGUACGACAUUAAAGUUUGAAGUCGCGUACUCGAAAAGCGUUUUAUAUUCCCCCCCCCCCUUUUUUUCCCCCUUCCCCGCCAUGGCUGACCAUCUCCUCCAUUAUAACGACUCCGCCGGUGUGGGGAACAGAUUCGCCCGCAAAGGCGCUUUGCGGCAGAAGAACGUGCACGAAGUGAAGAACCACAAAUUCACGGCCAGGUUCUUCAAGCAGCCCACCUUCUGCAGCCACUGCACGGACUUCAUAUGGGGCUUUGGCAAGCAAGGAUUCCAAUGUCAAGUGUGCUGUUUUGUGGUUCACAAGCGGUGCCACGAGUUUGUAACCUUCUCCUGUCCCGGAGCUGAUAAAGGUCCCGACACAGACACAAUAGAUCAGAUCAUGGACAGUACGACUACGGCAUCAGUGGCGGAUGCGGUGGAUGAACCAAUGGCAAUGGCACUAGAUUUGCCUGAUGAGGAGGGCGAUCAAGAUCAGGGAAAUACAAGAGAACAAGGAUGCCAGACGGACUGGGUACCGAUUGGGACAGCACCAACAGCAAUGACCAGUAGCAAGAGCACCCAAACAGGGAAAAUACAUCAUAGAUCAAAGGGACACCAGGUGACCCCAGAUAUCCUCGAGAGGGUUAGAGCUCGGCCGGCCAGGGUUAGUGAAGUCCCAUUGUCAAGUGUAGCAGCUCCAUCUGACAGCCCCGAGAUGCAGACUAACAUAGCAGCUCCAGGUGUGUCUGGAAUGCAAGCCAAGCUACGACCACCUCCUGCAUUGUUUGAUGAAGGACCAGCAUCAAGUCCCACUGCGCCUUUUGUUGGUGGUUCUUCCGAUGACAGCUAUGUGCCGAGUGAGUCAACGACAUCGGAUCCGUGUCAAUCUGACGGGUCGCCAGAUCGCCCAUGUACUCACCAGAUGCAUGAAGAGGGCUGCCACAAGGAACCGAAGUACAUCAUCUUUGAGUCGUGCCUCCAGAGUCUCGUCAAGUGGUGUCACUGUCCAGUCUGUGGCAGCCAGGACAUAAGCCCUUCUUGGGAUUCGAACGGUACACAGCUGACCAUGACUCUUCAAUGUGCAUCAUGUGACCAGAGGAGUAGUUGGAGCAGCCAGCCAAACAUUGGCCCUUAUGCCGCGGGCAACAUCCUGCUGUCUGCUGGCAUCCUCUUCGCUGGGGCAUCUUCUGGCAAGGUGUUGCAAGUGCUGAACAGCAUCGGAGUGGUCACGUAUGUGAAGAGGACAUUUUUCAACCACCAGGAGCUCAUCCUGCAGCCAGCCAUCAAAAAGGUGUGGGAGGAACAGCAACGGACGCACCUCACCAUGCUGCAGGUGGAAGGCCGACCCCUCGUCCUUGGUGGUGAUGGGCGAGCAGACAGUCCGGGACACAGCGCCAAGUUCGGUACCUACACCACAAUGGAGCUUGUGGCCAAUGUGGUUCUCGACCUUCAGGUUGUACAGAGCAACGAAUGUCUUGGCAGCUACCAUAUGGAGAUGGAAGGACUGAAGAGGAUGGUGGAACUGCUGAUCAGCUGGGACCUGGAUGUCGGGGUGCUGGUGACAGACCGACACAGACAGAUCGCUAAAUGGAUUCGUGAAAACAUGCCCAAUACACGGCACUGCUAUGACAUCUGGCAUGUUGCAAAAUCCAUCGGAAAGAAACUGAAGGCCAUCGCCAAGCAUAAGGACUGUGAAGACCUGAAGCCCUGGGUGCAAAGUAUAAUCAACCACCUCUACUGGGCAGCAGUGUCUACACCGCCUGGAGAGGGGGAACUUCUGGUUGCCAAGUGGAAGUCUGUGGAGCGACACAUUCAGAACAUCCACAAGGACCAUGGCGACCUCUUCCCAAUUUGUACUCAUGGACAACUGCAACGGCAAAAGAAAUGGCUCAAACAAAGUUCACGCUCAGCAGUGAAACUGGAGGAGGUGGUCAACAACAAGUCCCUGCUAAAAGAUAUCGCCAUGCUGUCGGGUGAACACCAGACUUCCAAGGUGGAGGCGUUCCAUAGCCUUGUCAUACAGUUCGCACCGAAAAUGUAUGUCUUCUCAUACAUCGGAAUGCUGUGCAGGAACCUGCUUGCUGGGCUGCACUGGAACGAAAAUUCGAGCCGCCCUAUAGCCACUACACAAGCGGGUGCUGAGCGCUAUGCAGUACGCUACCCGAAGUAUAAAGCAGGGGGCCAUGUGGUCAAGAAAAUCGCGACAGAGCCAACAUACCGCUACGUAGAUGACUUGAUCAGGGAGGUUGUUGCUGGCUGCAGACAGACCCCUGACGAGAGAACACCACUCAGCGUCACUGUGGAUGUGCCUCCCUUCCUCUGCGAUGAACUGGAGAAGCCAGACAAGGAGGAAGCCAUCGCCAAGCACAGGAGUCGCUUCGGUAAGUGUGAAAUGCCCUCCCGGUAACAGUUAGAGAUGCUACCUCAGUAGAAGCAUUUAAGUCCCAUCUUAAAACUCAUUUGUAUACUCUAGCCUUUAAAUAGACCCCCUUUUUAGACCAGUUGAUCUGCCGUUUCUUUUCUUUUCUCCUCUGCCCCCCCCCCACGUGGAGGGGUUAUUCCGGUGACCAUGGAUAAAGUGCUGGCUGUCCAGAGUUGGGACCCGGGGUAUACCGCUCGCCUGUGCAUCGGUUGGGGACAUCUGCGCUGCUGACCCGUCUCCGCUCGGGGUGGCCUCCUGCUGGCUCCACUGGACCCUCACUAAUAUGUUAGACCCACUCGACAUCCAUUGCUUUCGGUCUCCCCUAGAGGGGGGGGGUUACCCACAUAUGCGGUCCUCUCCAAGGUUUCUCAUAGUCAUUCACAUCGACGUCCUACUGGGGUGAGUUUUCCUUGCCCGUGUGUGGGCUCUGUACCGAGGAUGUCGUUGUGGCUUGUGCGGCCCUUUGAGACAUUUGUGAUUUAGUGCUAUAUAAAUAAACAUUGAUUGAUUGAC
Messenger RNA from Entelurus aequoreus (snake pipefish), 3001 nucleotides. RefSeq lists its product as uncharacterized. Lineage: Eukaryota; Metazoa; Chordata; Actinopteri; Syngnathiformes; Syngnathidae. The coding region runs from base 170 to 2473 and encodes 767 amino acids. The transcript is spliced from 12 exons. The record is from RefSeq and is a predicted model, not a curated record.